Cajanus cajan (pigeon pea) is the source of this 717-nucleotide messenger RNA. Its product is annotated as cAMP-regulated phosphoprotein 19-related protein. The record is from RefSeq and is a predicted model, not a curated record. Gene Ontology annotation, molecular function: protein phosphatase inhibitor activity. Lineage: Eukaryota; Viridiplantae; Streptophyta; Magnoliopsida; Fabales; Fabaceae. Gene Ontology annotation, cellular component: cytoplasm.
AAUAAUUGAAUGUAAAAAAGCAAGGGAUCUGAGACUGAGACAAAAAACAAAGAGAGAAGAGAGAGAUAGAGUUAUAGAGAGAGAGAGAGAGAGAGAGAGCAGAGACACCGUUCGGUGCUCCGCUGAUUACGGUUGUGGCCCCACCGCUCCGCUGCAGUUUUACACUCAAAAAGGACCUCAUGUCUAACAUAGAGGAUAACAAAGAUCUUGGACAGAUGGACGUGGAUGCAUCUGAAGAACCAGCGAUGCCAUCAUCUCAGAAGCAGGAGGAAACUAUAAAGAAAAAGUAUGGAGGAAUAAUGCCCAAAAAGCCGCCGCUCAUAUCUAAGGACCAUGAGCGUGCUUACUUUGAUUCUGCGGAUUGGGCGCUUGGAAAGCAAGGCGGAGAGAAGCCUAAGGGACCACUAGAGGCUCUUCGGCCUAAAUUACAGCCGACGCAGCAGCAAACACGGUACCGGAAGUCUCCUUAUGCUCCUUCAGGAGAAGAAGGGGGAAGUGUUCAAGCGGAGGAUUCACCUUCCAGCGAGUAAACAGCAAUCAGUCUUUUGAUGAUGUGCUGACUAUUGUUCUAAUACCUGAGUUGAGUAGGUAUCACUUUUUGUUGUUUUCAACAAUAAAGGGAAGUUUUUCAUGUAUUCAUAUUAGCACAAGACAAACAAAUACAAAUCAUUUGGCCUACCCAAUAGACAUUCACUUGGGAUUAUGAUUUCUGUGUUA